Perkinsus marinus ATCC 50983 is the source of this 210-nucleotide messenger RNA. RefSeq lists its product as hypothetical. NCBI's taxonomy places the organism in Eukaryota, Perkinsozoa, Perkinsida, Perkinsidae. Bases 1 to 210 code for a protein of 69 amino acids. The record is from RefSeq and is a predicted model, not a curated record. The transcript is spliced from 2 exons.
AUGGCGAGUAAAGAGAUAGCAAGGGCGCAGGAGAAUAUGCUCUACGACUCGCGGAGAGCUGCAGCCGGGAUAACUCCAUAUCGGCCGCACUGUCCUACUCGGAAGCCGUCGAUCUUCUCCCCUCAAGUGUCCAAUAUGGUCCUAAUGCGUGUGUAUAACCAGUUCUUUGGUCAUGGUACGGAAGACUAUAUGUACCGACUGCAGUGGUGA